GUCACCGAUAUGCCAAACAUUACAGGUACUACACGCAGUUCUUCGGCUGUUUCACUUGAACCAAUAGACAUUUGGUACUGGACCAUCAGAGGAAUCAUCGCCGUUUUAACAAUCGCGGGAAAUGGCCUCGUCAUCUACUUCAUCGUUUUCAAACGGCGCCUGCGUGCCACCAAUAACUGGUUCGUGUUAUCCUUGGCAGUCGCGGACUUUUGCAUCGGUUUGUUCGCAACACCGAGUGGACUCGCUUGCGCGUUUCGGUUUCUGUGUGAUUGGCGGAUUCAGAUUACGUUUUACAAUUUUCUUCUCUUCGCUUCGACUUUGAACCUGUGGGCGAUGGCAAUAGACAGAUAUGUCGCCAUUGUACAUUCUCUGCGAUAUCCAUCACUCAUGACAACUACACGAGUCAUUUUAAUAAUAGCCAUGUCCUGGGCCAUCUCAUUUCUUGCUACAUUUGUUCGCCUACUUUGGCUGUAUGACAGCCACCUUAGAGGAGUGAUCGAGAAAUAUUAUAUUGUCAUCAUUGAUAUUUUUUUCGGUGUUUUCUCAUGUGUGGUGUUACUGACUGUUUAUGCCCGCAUUCUGUGUAUUUCUCGAAAAAUUAGCAGACAGUCAGCUGCACAGGUGAAUCAGGUCAUUUACAAUCACGCACCGUCUGUCUCAGCGAGACGAGCACGGAGAAAUUCCUCUGCAAAGGUUCUUGGAUGUAUGGUUUUAUUGUUUGUAGUCUGUUACAGCCUUGGUAUCUAUAUUUCGUUUUGCACAAAUUUUAAGCUUUGCCCUGUAAAUCCACUUGUCGCUUCCCUCUCUUUGCUGCUAGUACACUGUAAUUCUGCUGUCAACUUUGCUGUGUAUGCAUUCAUGAAAAGUGAUAUUCGGAUGGAACUGAUGCGCCUUUGUCGAUUUGGCAAGGCUAGGGAACUUAGUACGGCAUCGCGAGAAUUCUCUUUAUCCUAGCUAGAAAUUUAAUUUGAUCCCUACUAUAUUAUUCACUGUACAUAUGGACACCGGUACCCUGUCUCCCUCAAAACAAACAUGCUCCAUUAUUGUAUUGGUCUUUUUCUCACGUUCCUGUAUGCUCCGAAAUAUCCUUCAUUAUUUUGGAGAACGUCGGUUAGUUUUAAAAUAAAUCAAUAUUCUUCCAUAUUCUAAGGCAUAAUGUUUUAUAUACAUUCUGACCAAAUGACCAGGCAAGCCAAAAUAAUCACAUCUAUUCGCAUAAACUAUAUUAACCUAGAUGUCAAAUAAUGAGUGUAAAUAAAGCGACUGUCAUCAACAAACGUCGACAGGGAUGAUAAAAUAUUGGUUUGUCAUUGAAUAUGCCUUAUAAAACUCUUGAUUGUAUUGCAUGAUAUGGAAUGGAUUCUAAGGCAGAAUCCUGUGGAAACGUGUGGAAAGGUGAAGAAAUCAUUGUCAGAAGUUCAAAGAAAAGCAGCCCCCUCCUGUGCAAGGUAUCAGAUUCUUUCAAGAGCUUUGUGGGUGGCUCAAAUUUAGACAAUUUACUGUCACUCUCUGAAGAGAUAGAGAAAAUUAAAGCGGAAAAAAAAGUAUAUGUAUAAAAUUAAUUUUCUGACAUGAAGGUUCUGUCAUACUUUUUUUCCGGGGUUUUCCGGGUGACCAAAGCGACAAAUGCUUACCUCUAUACAGAAGAACGACCCGCUCUCAGCCUUUUACGUAGGGAUGUACCGAGGCUUCCUCUUACGACUGAUUCACUUAACAAAAAGUUCAGACUGUGUCUUGAAGAAAGGAUAAGCUGAAAAAUCAUGAUCAAUUCUGUGUACAUUAGUUUUCCAUUUUUAAACCAACAAAUACUCCAUUUAUCUCUCGUAAUUUCUCAUCAAUCUAUCUCUGUCAAUGUAUUCAUGGCAAAAAUCUAGUUCUUAAGUUUAUUCUGA
Molecule: messenger RNA, 1892 nt
Organism: Orbicella faveolata
Lineage: Eukaryota; Metazoa; Cnidaria; Anthozoa; Scleractinia; Merulinidae
Product: histamine H2 receptor-like
Biological process (GO): G protein-coupled receptor signaling pathway
Cellular component (GO): membrane
Molecular function (GO): G protein-coupled receptor activity
Source: RefSeq, a predicted model, not a curated record